This is a messenger RNA of Penicillium samsonianum, 423 nucleotides long. RefSeq names its product mannoprotein. Gene Ontology annotation, cellular component: extracellular region. The record is from RefSeq and is a predicted model, not a curated record. NCBI's taxonomy places the organism in Eukaryota, Fungi, Ascomycota, Eurotiomycetes, Eurotiales, Aspergillaceae. The transcript has 2 exons. Bases 1 to 423 code for a protein of 140 amino acids.
AUGCUGUGGACUAAAGUCAACAUGCUCCUUGUGAGCGGCCUCUGUGCACUGUCACAGGUCUCAGGCGCGGCAAAUGUUGCACAACAGAUCGAAUACAUGGAUACUAUGACCGAAAAGAUCGGAGCCGCGAGAGACUCGCUGAAUAACUACAGCGGCGGUAUCCCAUCCUCGCUUGGGGUUGCCAGAUCCAUCAUGGUUGCGCAAACAUCCACUCGCGAAGCCCGCGAGAAACUAGCGGACGAGGACAGAAUGACAGCUGAAGAAGGCAAUCAAUACUAUGAUUCCUAUUCGCGAAUGGUCCCUGUCCUGCUCGAUGCUAUUCACUCUGCUAAAGACAAGGCCCCCCUUUUCAAAAAGGCCGGAUUGGGCCCUGAAGCUCGCACAUAUCUGGGCAAUCUGCACAGCGAAAAGAGACUUUUUUGA